UGUCAAACUUGACCAGUUCUCCACUGAAACGGCUGUUUUUACUUCAGAAUCUUGCUGCCUCGUCUUCGGAAAAAAAGAAGCUUUUUAUUUCAUAGGACAACGGGGGUGUCUUCCCUCGUUCCUGAGUCACUCUUGUGUGGAAUGGGGUGUUUUAGAAAUGGUGGUAUUACAGACGACGAAAAGAAACAACGCAACGCCAACAAAAAAAUUGAAAGGCAGUUGCGAGAGGAUAAAAUUGCAUACAGAGCGACGCACCGACUACUUCUACUCGGGGCUGGUGAGUCAGGAAAAAGCACCAUCGUCAAACAGAUGAGGAUUCUUCACGACGCUCAUGGUUUUACAGAACAGGAAAAAAGGCAAAAAAUAGAAGAUAUAAAGAAGAAUAUUAGAGAUGCAAUAUUGACCAUAACAGGAGCCAUGAGUACGCUAACUCCACCGGUAAAGCUUGCCAAUCCUAAUAACCAGUUUCGUUACGAUUACAUACAUGAAGUGGCCACAGCUCCUGAUUUCGACUAUCCACAGGAAUUUUACGAUCAUACAAAAAUUUUAUGGCAAGACCAGGGAGUACAAGAGUGCUUCGAGAGAUCCAAUGAGUACCAACUUAUAGACUGUGCCCAAUACUUUCUUGACAGGGUUGAAACUAUCAGACAAAAAGAAUACCUCCCAUCUGAGCAGGACUUGCUACGAUGUCGUGUCUUGACAUCUGGGAUUAUUGAAACAAGAUUUGAAGUAGACAGGGUUAAGUUUCACAUGUUUGAUGUAGGAGGCCAGAGAGAUGAAAGAAGAAAAUGGAUACAGUGUUUUAACGAUGUAACAGCAAUAAUAUUUGUGGUCGCAUGCAGUAGUUACAAUUUGGUACUAAGAGAAGAUUCUACUCAGAAUCGGUUGAAGGAGUCACUUGAAUUGUUCAGAAGUAUUUGGAAUAACAGAUGGCUGAGGACCAUUUCUGUAAUUUUAUUUUUAAACAAGCAAGACUUGUUAAAAGAAAAGGUGCGGGCUGGGAAAUCCUUGAUAAAAGACUACUUCCCUGAUUUUGAACGGUACAGGACACCUCCAGAUGCCACGGCAGAGCCAGGUGACGAGGAGGCUGUUACAAGAGCAAAAUAUUUUAUUCGGGAUGAAUUCCUUCGGAUCAGCACAGCGAGCGGAGACGGCAAACACUACUGUUAUCCACACUUCACGUGUGCUGUUGACACAGAAAACAUAAGACGGGUGUUUAAUGACUGCAGAGACAUAAUUCAGAGAAUGCACCUUCGACAGUACGAGCUCCUGUGAUAGCAACAUCACCCGUCACUUCAACCUGAUAUCGUCGUCUCACAACAUCUCUGGGCUUACCUGGCGCGGAUCGAUGUUGUAAUAUGCUGAUAACAAGGGCAGUAUUUUGUGUAAUAAGUCCAUGAAGAUGGUGGCCUUGGUGUAUAUAUGAUAGUGUAUAUGUAUGUCAAUGAUAUAAAGCGCUGUGGUCAUUCAAGACAUGAUGCACACACCAAGUCCUGGAGAAGUAACGGACACCUCCCCUCCCCUCCCCCCCAAAAAUGAUUCUCAGAUCCAGGUACGAACUGAACGAACAAAGGAAACAGCAAAAAUUGAUGGGGAUUAUUCGCUAUAUAUUUAUCAAUAUCAUUAACUAGAUUUCUAUAUUCCCAUGAAUUUUUGUUGUCCUUUUUUUCUCUCGUCACCUGGUCUUUGAUAAGCCUUAAGUUAUUAGACAAAAAGCGGUGCCCCCUCAUUUCGACAGAUUCAGAAGAGCCAAAUAAGAAAUUGUACACUGAUUUUCCAAAGAAUUUGGCUGCUAAGGUGGUCCUUCACUUCUCUUUGACUUUGUUUCUUUCAACUGGGGGGAAUCUUCAAAACCUAGUGUGUACUUAACAGAAAUUUGGAGCAAUGCUCAAAUCUCCCGAGCCCUCGUUUGGCUUGCUUUCGUUCGCUCCUUCUCCCUUUAUGUAACAUUUUCAAUUAGCAUUAUUGGAAUUGGCUGAAUAUACAAGCGUAGUCUUAGAUCAGUGCGGUAUUAUACUUGUUGCCUAGCAACGCAGAGUGAGUUUUGAAAGCCUUUUGUAUCAGUCAUCGUGGUCAUAAGCCGUGUCCUUAACAUUUCUGUUACCUUGAAAACUAGAUAGUUGAGGUCUUCCUUGUUGCUAUGACAACUGUAGAAUGAACGGCUCCCUUAAUAAUUUGAUCGUGCACAACCAGUCAGUGAGACUAUCGUCGGUUAAUAUUUUACCCAAUGAGGUUACUUGUUUUCAUCACAACGCAUUAUUUCCAUGGUCUAUAUUUAUAUCUAUAUACUAGCUGAACUGUUAUAUUAUAAGGAGGUGCGGUCAGGCGAGCCAGAACACGAGGUAGUACGGUGUUGAGCGUUGCUCAUAGCAGCGCUCUAAGGCCUCUAGAUAAGAAUAACCCUAGCCGCAGUGGAAUCCGAUUCUAGAAGUCUCGUCACAGUUUAUGAUAAAAGCUAAAAUCACAAGGGAUGCUUUGUAUAUUACGUAAUACCCCUAGCAACACACGGGACAAUGCCUAAAGGCCGGUUUAGACGGUACGAUUUUCGCCCACAACUAUCGUAUACAACAUGCUCGCGCAUUCCUACAACUCGAGUCGUAGCGUGUAAAUCAAGCCUACAACUCGCCUACGACAGACGCGAGCGUGUUGUAUACGAUAGUCGUUGGCGAAAAUCGUACCGUCUAAACCGGCCUCAACAAAACUCCAUCGGAGCACAGAUAUUUACAUAUCUAUAUAUAUAUAAGUAUAUAUAUAUACACUUGAUUGCAGAAAGGUUGUAGUAUACAUUUAUACAUAUAUCUAAUGAGAUGCAAGAUAUCAAAUGAGAUUCAGAAUGUAAAACAUGCUUAAAUACGAUUGCUUAGCCACUGAAUUUUGUGGAAAACACUCUUUUAGCUUGACUUUUUCCAAUACUUAUGUCUCUGAUACAACAGAAGAUAAAUAAGACCAAAUAAGUUACUUUUACGUUCUGCACCUCAUUUGAUAUCUUGCAUCUCAUUCAUAUGUGUAUAAAUGUAUACUACAACAUUUUUGCAAUCAAGUGUAUGUAAUAUAUAUAUAUAUAUGAUAAAUAUAUAUAUAUUGAUACUGGAAUGACCUAAUGAGCUUAGUAUAACUUAAGAAUGAACUGCUAGAAUGGAUUGAAUAUGAAGAGGAUCGGCCGAUUUUACGUGAUUGUCCACAUCGAAGUUACGGAUAACAAAACUAAUUUUUCUUUUAAUUUUUUUGUUUUUCGAGUUUGAAUUAGCUGUCGGCUGUGGAAAGAGGCGGGGUUGGAAGACGAUGAGUUGUAAUUUUAUUCCUGGAGCCUGCGCUCCUAUUGUUCAGCGAAGGCUUUGGGAGCAAAAUUUUUUGGGUGGGGUGGGGAUGAGAGCAACAAUCCACAUGUGACCAGUGUAUUGAAGUUUGUUCAUCGCUCUAGACGACUGUUAUGGUUUAGCGGUGUUUGUGUUUGAUGUUUCUAGUUGAUUGACGCGUACCAAUGAAAUUGGCGUUGAUUCUCUCUAUACCAGUGACGUAACAUCUCAUUUGGACAAUCACGUAAAACCGGUAAUUCUAGGUUUUGUGGGUUCCCAAAGUAUGGGAAAAAAAGAGGGAGGGGAGGGAUUGAAGUAAUUGUAAGGUGUUCCCAUGGAAACCGUGUGCUUCUGUCAGUCACUUGAUUCAAGUGGGUAUUUUUGUAAAAGUACCACGGCGUGUUGCCCAUGCGCGUGGUCGUCAAGUCGGGAGGGGGGGAGGGAGGGGAGGGUGGGGGAGAAGUCACCAGGCCAUCCCAUGAUCUCAUUACCAUGACGACUGCCCUUUGGAAGUGUGAAUAAGUACAUAUAAUUAUUUAGAUUUAUAUUAUAAACAUGGAAAGACAUUUUAACACCCUCUAGUAAGAAUACAACUAUAGCAUAGAUCAGACAAUAAGACAUCUCUUAGAAAUCUAAGGUCCUUCGAGGAAUAUUUCGGAUUUUUUUCCCAUUAUCUUGGAAAAUUCUUACUUAUAAUAAAUGUUUGAAUAAUUCCACCAGAGGCACAUAAGAAAAAGGGUGGAAUUGUUCAAUAGUUAAGAAGAAAAGAAUAUUGGCCAACCAAGGUUUUUCCAAGAACAAAAUUGUUUUCUUUUUUAUUCCCUUCUCAAGCUCCCUUUCAAGAAAUGCUCGUCUACUUAAAAGUUACUGUACAAAGUCCGACGUUAAAAUUUGUGAUGUGUCUAUAGAAAAAAACCAAAACAGAUUCAGAAUAGGUGAGAGUUUUACUUGUUUUUUGUUUUGUUCUAAGUGGAGUAGUAGUGAUCGUAGAAUAGAUAUCGUAUGUUAGAAUACGAAAAUGCCAUGAAAAAUCUCAACCAAGAGAGUUAGGAAUCUCGCAUCCUUACUUUCCAUUAAUUAUUACCGUUGUUGUACGAGAGAGUUUAGUUGUGACCCGAAAAAUCGAGCAAAACUAAAUAUCGUACAGCUCUGAUGCCCUGCUAUCGUGUACAUUGAAUACCUAAAAUUCCUUCGUUUUUCUGACAAAUAGUCAUGUCUGUGUAAAGUAUUGAUAAGGAAACAAAAUAAUAGUUUAUAGACUCAGAAAAAAAUGUGAACAAAGUUUUCGCAGAAUAUCUAUCACCAAUCCCGUGUAUGGAGCAGGAAAACUAUUCCCCCCACCCCCUCCCCCAACAAAUCAGUGAUUAAUUGACAUCAAUUAACUAACUAUGUAAAGCUCGAAGCCGAAAAGCUGUCGUAAGUUUUAUGUCAAAAUAAACCAUUACUCGAUAG
Messenger RNA from Actinia tenebrosa (Australian red waratah sea anemone), 4748 nucleotides. Its product is annotated as guanine nucleotide-binding protein G(s) subunit alpha. Gene Ontology annotation, cellular component: cytoplasm; heterotrimeric G-protein complex. Gene Ontology annotation, molecular function: G protein-coupled receptor binding; G-protein beta/gamma-subunit complex binding; GTPase activity. NCBI's taxonomy places the organism in Eukaryota, Metazoa, Cnidaria, Anthozoa, Actiniaria, Actiniidae. Gene Ontology annotation, biological process: adenylate cyclase-activating dopamine receptor signaling pathway. The record is from RefSeq and is a predicted model, not a curated record.